Closterium sp. Naga37s-1 is the source of this 2634-nucleotide messenger RNA. The record is from the annotation of a GenBank genome assembly. NCBI's taxonomy places the organism in Eukaryota, Viridiplantae, Streptophyta, Zygnematophyceae, Desmidiales, Closteriaceae.
AUGGCGGGUGGCGGCAGGGAGCUGGGGCAUGCGGAGGACACGGUGGUGUCGUAUUGGAUGCGCUACUGCCCGCACGCCAUCCGCACGCUCGACUGGGAGCUCCUCGCCAAGGCGCACAACGGUCUGCCAUGCCCCGCGCCCCCUUCUUCCCCCGCGUCCUUCCCCCUCCCCCUCUUCCCCUCCUUCACGCCAUCCGCACGCUCGACUGGGAGCUCCUCGCUAAGGCGCACAGCGUCCGUGGUUACAUGGUGCGCCGUGGAGCAGCAGAGGCGCAGAGCGCAGGGCGCAGGGGAGGGGGGUGAAGGGGAGUGGGCGAUGGGGGUGGAUGAGUGGGGGAGAGUGAUGAUGGUGGCGGAAGGUGGGGGGCUGGAGAAGGGGAAGGGGCAUGAGGGGCAGGUGGAUGGGAAGGGGCAGAGAGCGCGGGGGCAGUUACACCAGGUGCAGCACACAAGCCGGCAUCACAGCAGUCGCCCCGGGAGAAGGAGACCCCGCAGGCUGCUGCUGCCUGUGCGCCUGCUCUCACCCUCCUCCUCACUGCACCGCACUGCACCGUUCGCCCACAUCCCCUUCGCGUCUGCUACGUCAGCAGCCAUCGCAGCUGCCACGUUGGCGUAUCGUCCGUCCUCCCCUCCUUCCUCUCCCAACUAUCUAUCUACUUCCCCUGCUCUCUUCUUCCCCUCUCCCCGCCCCUCUGCUUCCGCCCACUCCGCCCCUCCGUUCUCCGCCUCACCCCCCCACCGCCCCUCCUCCCCGCCCGUCUCUUCCCCGUCCCCCUUCCCCCGGUCGCUAUCCCCCUCCGCAUCACCAACGCCAGCGCCAGCAGCGGCGGCGACAGCAGGGGCUGCAUGCGCAGCUCGUGGCGCCCCUUCCCCCCUCCUCCUCGCGGACUCCCCUUCUUCCCCCCGCCCUCCCUCCCCCCCGCACGCCACUUGCCAAGGGGACGCGGGGGUGGGAGUAGGGGGAGAAGCAGCGCGCACAGAAGGGGGCGGACGUGCGGAAGCGGGGCUAGAGGGAGAUGCGGUGGAUCUGGAGUUGCUGCGCGCGCUCAUGGGGGGAGACGCGGGGGAUGCGGGGGAUGGGGGAGAUGGGGCGGAUGAGGGUCACGAGGGGGUUUGGGACAAGUUGGGAGAGAGAGGCUGGGGUGUUGACAUGCUGCUGCAUUUGGAGCAAGAAAGGGGGGAGUGGGAGCAUGGGGAGGUGGAGGAAGGGCGAGUGCGAGUGGUGGUGGCAGAGGGAAGUGCAGAGGAGGGGAAUGAGGAGGAGCAGGAGGAGGGGAGUGAAGGGGAGGGCGACUUGUGGCAGCAGCUGGCGGCGCUUAUGGGGGGCGCUGGGGAGAAGCGGGGCUUGGCAGUGGAAUUGGAUGAGCUGGAUGCGGUGCAGAGCGGCGUGGAGGGGCAGCAUGCAGCGGAGGCAGAGGGGCAGGAGGGGCAGGAGGAGGUUGGUGGCGGGCUGUCAUACAGGGAGAUGGCGCAGUGGCUGCUGCAGCACAGCACGGAGGUGAUCUGGCAGGGCCAAGGGGAGGGUGAGUGCGAGGAGGAGGGAGAAGUGGAGGGGGGUGAUGAGGUAGGUGCAAGGCAGGAGGUUGGGGAGGAAGAGGCGCCAGGGGAGGCAUCAGCAGAGGCAGAGGCGGUGGAGGGUUCUCAAGGCAAGGCGAGUGGUUGGGGAGGAGCCGUACUGCUGGAGCAGCCUGUGCCUGAUGCUGAGCUGGCAGGUGCUGCUGAGCUCAAAGGUGUUGCUGAGGUGGCAGGUGCUGCUGAGCUGGCAGAUGUUGCUGAGCUGGCAGGUGUUGCUGAAGCAGAAUCUGGAAGCAGCAGAAGUGGAAGUGGGGGUCGGAUGAGCAGUGUGGUGUGGGAGGUCGUGGGCGCAUGGGACCGCCUGCUGUGGGACGAUGAGCUGAGCAACGUUGCUGUCGCACCAUGUGCUGCUGCUGCCGCACCAUGUGCUGCUGCUGCCGCCACCUGUGCCGCGCCGAGCGAUGCGGCAGAGGCCGCAGCAAGCAGUGCUGUAGUGCCGUUGGGCGGCGGUUCGAACUAUGCUGUCGCACGAGAGAUGGAGGAGGGGGAGAUGGGAGGCAAGGCAAGGGCAGCGGCAGUGCUGCAACUGUGCUCGCUCUGGUCGCACCUCCACACGGACCUCAGAGAGCGAUCUCGCACCUUCCACCGCCUCUCCCUCUCCCUCUCCCUCUCCCCCUCCGGUUCCGCCGGUCCCGCCGCUGCCACUGCGAACCACUCUCUCACCAGCAGCACCGCUCUGCACCGCACGCACAGCUGCAUGGAUGCCUGGUCGCCAGAAGCAGUGUUGGUUGAGGUGGAGAGGCUGCAGAGACAGUGCAAGGCCGCGGAGAGGAGAGGCAGAGGGGGGAGGGUGGACGGGUGUGGGGAGGCAAUGGGGGUGACGUUGGAUGGGGAGGUGCAGCUGGAGGAAGCAGCCAGGAAGGAGCAUGAGCAGCGGGCGGCGGUAAUGCGGGCGGUGCGGGCGGCGAUGGGGCGUGGGGAGAGGCUGAGGCUGUACGACCAAUGGGGGGUUGACAGGUGGCAGCAGAGCCGGCUGCACACGAUAGUGUUUCAGCGGCUGUGGAAUGAGCCCAUGCGGUGUGCGGAGAGUGCAGCACUGGUCGCCAAGUUCCUUCCCUGA